AUGCCUUUUGGUGUAGAUCAGUGGAAUUUGAGAUGCUUGGUUGUCGCGACGACUCUGGUGACAACGCUCGCCACAUUCGGCCACGAACACGUGCACAUAAGGAUCCAUGUGCCAGAGAUAGUGCAGCAUGAUGAGAAGAAGAUUAUAAAAUAUGAGGAGCACGGCGGCGAUGAUCACGGAGGCGGGGGAGGUGGAGGAGGUCAUCACGUAGAAGUCACCGGGCCUGGAUUAGAAAUAGGAGGCCAUGGUGGCGGUGGUUACGGGGGAGGCGGAGGACACGGAGGAGGAUUUGGCGGUGGCCAUGGGGGUGGGUUCGGAGGAGGUUUCGGCGGUGGCCAUGGAGGAGGCCAUGGCGGAGGCUAUGGAGGAGGAGGAGGAUUCGGUGGAGGACACGACAUCGGUUUCGGCGGCGGCCAUGGAGGCGGCGGAGGUGGCCACGGAGACAUCAUCGUAACGAGUCCCGGAGUUGGUGGCGGAGGUUUCGGCGAUCACCACGGCGGCGGAGGCUUCGGAGGAGGUGGUGGUUACGGCGGCGGAGGCGGCCAUGGCGGCCACGGCGGCGGCGGUGGUGGCCACGGCGGAGGCUUCGGUGGCGGAGGGCAUGGAGGAGGGGGAUUUGGCGGCGAUCAUCACUCGUUUGGCUCUAGCGGCUAUGGAGGCGGAUCUUCAGGCUUUGGCAGCAGCGGCCAUGGCGGCGGUUACAGUUCCGGCGGCGGCUACGAUUCCUAUUCGAGCGGCCAUGGCGGCGGCGGCGGCGGCGGCGGCGGCGGUGGCAGUCAUGGCGGUUUUUCAGGCUACCACAAAAAGAAGUAA
Messenger RNA from Nomia melanderi (Alkali bee), 813 nucleotides. The record is from RefSeq and is a predicted model, not a curated record. Lineage: Eukaryota; Metazoa; Arthropoda; Insecta; Hymenoptera; Halictidae.